CGCUGCGGCCGGCAGGCGGCGCUGCGCCCCUUCGCGCCGGGACGGCCCGCGCCCCCGCCGCCGCCCGCCCCGCUGAGGCGAGCGGAGCCCCGCCGAGCCGAGCCGAGCCGAGCCGGGCGGAGCCGAGCGCGGUGCCGCCGCGAUGCCAGGGGGCCGCAGCGGCCAUGGGCGGCGGCGCCACAGCCCGCGCGCGGGGCGCCAACAGGUGCACUGAUGUUUGCCCUUCUGCGUAAAGACCUGAUCUCUCGGAGGCCGGCAGAUGCACAGGUGUUAGCUGCGAAACCCCAGUAAGAGAAUGAGUGAGAGAGACUUACAAAGCUUGAGCAAAUGGGUUUUGGUGCUCACUCUCUGCCUUACCACGCUGUGGGGAAGACUGACGCUGGCCUCCACCCACCACAGAAGCCAUUCAGUGCACAUAGAGCCGGGCACGUGUGAAGUCAUUGCAGCUCACCGAUGCUGCAAUAAGAACAAGAUUGAGGAGCGCUCCCAGACGGUGAAAUGUUCCUGCUUCCCAGGGCAGGUGGCGGGGACGACGCGGGCAGCCCCGUCGUGCGUGGAUGCCUCCAUCGUGCUCCAGAAGUGGUGGUGCCAGAUGGAGCCCUGCCUCGAAGGCGAGGAGUGCAAGGUCCUGCCGGACCUCUCCGGCUGGAGCUGCAGUAGUGGCAACAAAGUGAAGACGACCAAGGAACAUGCCCCAGAGAGUUCACAGGGAGGAAGAGGAGAGCUCUGGCUUCUCCAGGGCACGUGCAAUUUGCUGCGGUUGUGCCAAACCCAGCGGAGGGAGCAACCUGGGUGUCCACGUGCCGGCUGUGCAGGGAGGUGGAGUGGGAAGGAGCUCGCCCAUGGCAGCGAGGACAGCACGAACACUGAGUCAGUCCCAGGGCUGGUGUCGGCCUGGGAGCUCUUGGCUCACCGUCUCCCAGCUGCUCCCUGGAGCAGCGGGCUCCUUGUCCCAGCCUUCUGGCACAGCCCUGGAUCCAUUGAGGCUUUCUGGGAUGUCACUGCUUCCCCAUCUGAAGCAGUCAUCUGUGACAGAGAGCUACAUGAUUAUUAUUUUCAUGGCUUGCUGAAUGCCCCAAAGAACAAGGUAUAAUUAAAAUUUUAUCAAACUCAUUAGUAAUUAUAUAUAUGUCAUGGUUAAUCAGUUGCAUAAUUUUGUAAUCAUUGUUCAUACAGUUGAGUGUAAUUAUUCCGUAUGCUUUAGCUCUUCUCACCCCACAUACCCUGCUGUAAAAUUAUCGCAUUAAAAAAGUGAUGUGGGGAUUUUUUUCAUUAUCACUAUUAUUUUUGUACACAAAAAGCAUUUUCAUGCUCAGAUGUUUUUAUGGGUGUCAGAAAAGGUUCCUCUCGCCUGGCAUCCAUCACUGACCAGUAAUUGCAGCACUACUUUUAGCUCGUCUUCUUUUUCCCUUCUUUAUACUUCUUAAUUAAUUCUUCCCCCCAGUUGAUAAUGUAACUCAAAGCGUCUGAGGCUUUGCUGACCCUGGGUUCCUACUGGGACUGUUCCAGUCUGCAAGAGGCCAGAGCUUCUGCUCUUCUCCCCUUCCGGCAGCCCUGAUCUCCUUUAUGGCAAUCCUCUUAACAUCCUUUUUUGGCUUUUUUGCCCGUCUCCUCAGGGAGGCUGCGUCUUAAAAACUCAGACCUAUGUUUUCAGAAUGACUAGUGACUUUUAAUGCCCUGUUAAGCACUAAACCCUGAAAGGGGCUGGAUUUCCAGAAAGUUUGAGGCACCUCUCAGUUGCUCAGUGCAAAUAGAGCCCAAAAGAGAAGCUGUAGCCAAACAAGGAGUUCACAAAUAAUCUAUAAGCUUAAAUUUGGAACAAGCAUCCCAUCAAACAAAUGCAAAGAGCAAAUUGUGUUUGCAUCUGCUGGGACUGUUUGCUGAAAAUUCACAAGUGGGAGAAUCAGCUGGAUGUGUUAGAUAACUUGCCCACUGCAAGCAGAUUGACCGUUUCCAUUAGCAAAGAAGAUACCAAACGGACUUCUUCGGGAAAAUCAUUUCAAACAACAAAUAAACGAGAGGGGAGCAUGAUGUCUCCAUGCGUAAUCCAUUAGUGGAAAAGGGAGAAUGUGGCUCUCUGAAGAAUUUUGUGACAAAUUAUUUGCUCAGCAGGGAAGGGAUUUAGCUGUCAUGGGACUAGAACUAAUCCAUGCAAAACACAUCACCAACUUGGAGCGACUGAAAGCCGUGACACAGAAUAUUCUAAGUCAUGAGAUUUUAAGAAAAUAACAGUACGGGAUUACAGUAUACAAUUCCCAGGGCAUCCUGUAGCCUGGUGUGGGGGUGUGGGCUGGGAGCAUCCGCACACAGAGAGUGACCACAAAUUGUGCAGCAUCAGAGACAGCCCUGGGUCCCGUGCGCUCUCCAAGGUGCAGUCGGGACCGCUCACUUCUGCAGCAGUAAAAGAGAAAACUUUCUGCUCCGUCACGAACGUGUACAGUGCCGCCAGCCCCUCACGCCGCGGGUUUGCGUUCUUCUUGCAGUAGCAUGGGUGUAUUGUAAGGCUUAGCUAUUGUAAUUGUUACUGUAACUUCAUUCUUUUACG
This is a messenger RNA of Dromaius novaehollandiae (emu), 2545 nucleotides long. RefSeq names its product TAFA chemokine like family member 3 (gene TAFA3). The transcript has 6 exons. The record is from RefSeq and is a predicted model, not a curated record. The coding region runs from base 296 to 1093 and encodes 265 amino acids. Gene Ontology annotation, molecular function: receptor ligand activity. NCBI's taxonomy places the organism in Eukaryota, Metazoa, Chordata, Aves, Casuariiformes, Dromaiidae.